GGUUUCGUGCUGGUGGCGGUGGGGAUCCUCCUUUCGACCCUCGGAUUCAUGCUCUUCUUCAACAGAUCCCUGAUCGGCACAGGGAAUCUCACGACCAUCUUGGGUGUGGUUCUCAUUGCGGGCAAGAAGCGAGCAUCCAACUUCAUGUUUCGCUGGGAGAGGGCGCGAGGGACGAGCAUCUUCCUCCUCGGCGUCUACUUUGUUCUGAGAGGACGGGCGCGACUGGGCGUGAUGAUUGAACUGUUCGGGAUCCUGAACCUCUUUGGAAACUUCAUCCCGUCGCUCCUCAACCUCAUCAAGAAGCUCCCGGUC
Molecule: messenger RNA, 312 nt
Organism: Guillardia theta CCMP2712
Lineage: Eukaryota; Cryptophyceae; Pyrenomonadales; Geminigeraceae
Exons: 4
Biological process (GO): retrograde transport, endosome to Golgi; endoplasmic reticulum to Golgi vesicle-mediated transport
Source: RefSeq, a predicted model, not a curated record